AUGUCAUUUUUUGGCUUUGAUCCUAAGGGAUCACCCGAUCAUCAGAAUGACUCGCAGAAUAAUAAGCACGACGGAAAAGUUGACAUUGACCGGUUCCAGAAUUUCGAGGAUCAGUUGAAUUCUGAUGAUGAAGAUGCUUUGAAUGAUGAAACCUUUGGCACCGAAAGCGGCAAAAUUGGUGCAGAUUUUGAUUUCAGCUCUGGAUUUGGAUCGAAACCUGCGUCUUCUUCUAAAGGUGGAUUGAAAGCUGCUUCUACUCCGGCUCGAAGUAGUAACAUCUCUUAUGCCCAGGCAGCCCAUACGACUGGCAGGGGAACCGAGAACUCUUCUCUUAAGCCUAUGGAAUCUUUGUGGAAUGAUCAGAAUCAGGGCAUUGCUGGUGCCUCUGCGCCGAUCAAUUCUCAGGAAAUUGGUAACACUGCCGAGCCUGAGAAGAAAGUGUUUUCUUUAGAGGAGAUUGAGGCUAAGCUGAGAGCCCAGCCUCCGAUUUCUCAGCCUCAAAUGGCCCCCCAGCAACAGCUUCCACCGGGAAUGAAUCCAUUCAUGCUUCCACCUCAGGCUCAGCAGCAGAUAUUGGCUUCUGCCGUCGCCUCUGGUAGAUUUCCAGACAUGCAAACUGCUGCUAGAGCCAUGAGUCAAAUGUUGAUGGCUCCCCCUCCUCCUAUGCAGCAGGGGAUGAUGCCUCCGCAAUUCAUGGGUUUCCCUCAGAUGCCAAUGCAACCAAUGCCAAUGCAUGUCCCCCCAAUUCCGCAAGGUCCACAGCUUCAGCAGGUCCAGCAGGCUCCACAACAGCCAAUUCGGACUGCUCCUCCGAUGCAGGCCACUUCCCAACCAUCACAGCCAAUUGAUGAGGCUCCUAUCCAUCGUGUUGAUCAAUCGGCUCGUGCACAAACUGCAGAGGAUAAGACCGACUCGAAUUCCUUCUCGUCCAUUGACGCUGUGCAAUCAGACGAAAAUCAGUCUCAGUCUACUCAAAAUUCUUCCUCUUUUUCAUCCCGUUCAUCGCCACCAUCUUCACAACAGCAGCAGUAUCAGAGACGUCCUCAGCAUCAACAGCAGUUUCAUCAGAGUGGAUUUCAAGGAUACAGAGGAGGAAACAACUAUAAGGGACAUCAUUUCUACAACCAGCAACAAAGACAGUAUCAACACCAACAGCAAAUGGAAAAUAUGUCACCAGAGGAAAGAGCCAAGUUUAUCUCUAGACAGGAGAAGGUUAAUAGAAUCACUCGAGCUUCUGGUUUCAUGAAUCCUCGUGAUAAGGACUUUGUUACCAGAUUCCAAUUGUCACAAAUUGUCACUGACGAUCCUUACAAUGAGGAUUUCUACUGUCAAGUUUAUAAGGUUCUUAACUCGUCAGUGGAGGAGAACAGUAUGAAUUCUUUAGCCAAAAAGUAUUUGGAGCAAUCAGGACAUCGUUUAGGUGGCCGUUCCAAGCGUGCAGAUAUUGCUUUGCAACGUAUGCAGCAACAAGUUUCGAGGGCAGUUUCUGUUGCUAAGGAAAGAGGCCAGAGAACAGGUAUAUUGAGUAAGGAAGGAGCUUUGGGCAAAGUUUCAUUUGCUACUGGUAGGCAGCCGAGACAAAUGUUGGUUGUAAACUCUGAAGAAACCGAGAAGACACAGGAGAUUGACGACGACAACCUUCUCCCUAAAGAGUAUAAGUUUUCAAAAUCUUCAAGAUCAUUCCAGCUUUCGAUUAUUGAGAAGGUUUAUUCUGAGGUGCUAAAAUCCGAGUCGAGAGAAAGAGAAAACGAAAAGUCUAGUGAUGCUGACCUUUGGAAAUCACUUCAUUUGAAUGACAAGAUGCAGACCUCAACAAACGAGAUGAUCGAUCCAUUUAUCUCCGUUCUCUCCUUUGAUAAAAUGAUGAAAGUGUUUGGUAGAGUGUUCCAUCUUUUAACGGCAGAACACCAAAUUGGAGUUGUGGAACUUAUUUUCUCCAACUUGCAGAAGAUUGAUGUGAUUUUGAAAGGAUCCUACAAAAACUAUGUGCAAGAGAACUAUCAAAUUCCAGAGGAGGUUAACAAUAAGAUUGGGCUUUUCCAGGUUACUAUUUUGAAGAGUUUGGUUUUGUACUUGAGUGAAUCUAAGUUUGCUCUUGUUAUACAUUUCCUUCAAUGUGUGGUUGAGAACAACAAUGUGUUGUUCCUCUCUACAGCCAAGAUAGGAUUAUCAUUGGUUACGGUACUCAUUUCUCGCUUGGAGUUGAUUAAGCAAGAAUACGCUAAGGACUUGAGUGCACAGGAUUUAUCUCAAUGGCAGCAGAUUUAUGAUAGUCUUUUCCAAUGUCUUGAGGGAAGAUUGGUUUCCGUUUUCCCACCUUAUUUCUCAAAUGAUGAGCAGAAAAUGGUGAGAAAUGACGAGUCAAAGGGCGACGAUUCUUACAUUUGGCAAUUUCUUGCCUCUCUUUCGUUGGCUGGACAACUCAGCCAUCAAAGAGUCAUUGUGGAUGAGGUGCGGAAUGAAAUAUUUGGAGCUAUGGGUGCUGCCAAGAAGUUGAAGGAGGAAGAGAAACAAGAAAGAGCCGAAAAGUACCUCAACAAUUUGAAUCUCUUCCUCAACGUGAUGGGAUUGAAGGCCAGUGAAAAUGACAUUACUGAGCUCUCGGAUAAUUAA
Brettanomyces nanus is the source of this 2613-nucleotide messenger RNA. RefSeq lists its product as uncharacterized. Gene Ontology annotation, cellular component: P-body. NCBI's taxonomy places the organism in Eukaryota, Fungi, Ascomycota, Pichiomycetes, Pichiales, Pichiaceae. The record is from RefSeq and is a predicted model, not a curated record. The transcript has a single exon. The coding region runs from base 1 to 2613 and encodes 870 amino acids. Gene Ontology annotation, biological process: P-body assembly; deadenylation-dependent decapping of nuclear-transcribed mRNA. Gene Ontology annotation, molecular function: RNA binding.